UGCCUGGAAUGUUUUUAGUAAACAUGGUGAGAAAGAAGAGAAUAAAACCUGAGCAGGAUGCAAAAGAACACAUAUUGUCGGGCAAAGACAAAGCCUUCAUCGAGGGACGACAAAUCAACACAUUUAAAGGGAGAGGUGUGUUUGCUCUUGAGCACAUUGAAUCAUCCACCUUUGUUGUUGAAUGCCGUGGGAUUCUCUCUGAAAGUAAACAUGUUGAAGAUGUUCAAGGCAACUACUUGUUUGACUUCACAUGGAAUGGAACACGUUAUUGCAUAGAUGCAACAAAAGAGGACGGAUCACUUGGGCGAUUGGUGAAUGAUGAUCAUCGAAAUCCAAAUUGCAAAGUCAAGACAAUAACUGUUGAUGGAAGACCACACCUGUGCCUAUUUAGUAUAAGAGAUAUCUUUCCAGAUGAGGAGGUCACAUACAACUAUGGGGAUUCCUCGUGGCCUUGGCGUUUAAGGGAAUUGGGUGACGAGACAUCAGUGACUGUGACUGAAUGCAGUGUGAAGCCCUCCUCAUCAGUGAACGAGAAAACGACCUGUAAAGACAAAUCAAAGACUGUUGCGAAGAAAGGAGAUUCAGCUUUGACUGGAGAUGAAAUGGAAUUGUGUGAUGAGACAUCAGUGACUGUGACUGAAUGCAGUGUGAAGCCCUCCUCAUCAGUGAACGAGAAAACGACCUGUAAAGACAAAUCAAAGACCGUUGCGAAGAAAGGAGAUUCAGCUUUGACUGGAGAUGAAAUGGAAUUGUGUGAUGAGACAUCAGUGACUGUGACUGAAUGCAGUGUGAAGCCCUCCUCAUCAGUGAACGAGAAAUGCCACCAUGAAGUUCACAGUGCUGUUAUCUCUAGUUUGGAUUCCUGUGAAGAUUGCAGUGGACCUGUGUCAAGUCGAAAAUGGCUUGGCCUUACAUGCAAAUUAUGUUCAAGAUCAUGGCACAAAACCUGUUUCCUGAAGAAUAAGACACUGCCAGAUGUUGAAUUUUCCAGCUUUGAAGAAUCUAGCUCUGAUGAAGAGUAUUGUCCUCAUGCUGAUAAAAACGCUGAAGAAUCCUCCUCUGAUGACUUCAUCCCAGACUCUAGACAAAAUAGUGAUGGUGAUAGUGAUGAUAGUAUGUCUGUCAAUGCAUGGAAUCCACCAUACUUUAAGUCCACACCAGCUGUUUCAAAGUCUUCUGUGAGUGCAAAGAGUGUGCCACCACAACCUGCUCACUGUUCUUCCACUGAGCAAGAAAUGGUUGGUGACAUAUCCAGUUCUGCUCAAGACCUCAUAUGUGAUGAUCAUGAUACUGCCACAGACGACAUUGAGAAGCUUCAUAGAUUUAAGAAAACACCAGCAGUGUCUUCUUUUGAACGGUCAGACACUGACAAUGUGCAAAACCCCAAAAACACUUUUUCCACCCACAAAAACUACUGCUAUGUCUGCAAGAAACCUCAGUCUAAAAUUGCCCGUCAUCUUAAAAAGCAUCAAGACAGUGAGACAGAAAUUGCUGCUGCAUUCUUGCUCCCUAAACACUCCCAGGACAGAAAAAGGUUACUUGAGAAAUUACGAAACAGAGGCAACUAUGAGCAUAAUCAAGAGGUUAUGGAAAGUAAAAGUGGACCACUGAAAGUUAGAAGGCGGCCAGGAAGAUCAGAGACUGAACUGAGUGCCAAAACAUAUGUCCACUGUGUAUACUGUAAAGGUCUGUUUGUUCGCAAGGAGCUGAGCUGA
This is a messenger RNA of Megalobrama amblycephala (Wuchang bream), 1715 nucleotides long. RefSeq lists its product as uncharacterized. Gene Ontology annotation, molecular function: protein binding. The record is from RefSeq and is a predicted model, not a curated record. The transcript is spliced from 11 exons. The coding region runs from base 9 to 1715 and encodes 568 amino acids. Lineage: Eukaryota; Metazoa; Chordata; Actinopteri; Cypriniformes; Xenocyprididae.